This is a messenger RNA of Cladophialophora immunda, 632 nucleotides long. RefSeq lists its product as uncharacterized. The record is from RefSeq and is a predicted model, not a curated record. Gene Ontology annotation, molecular function: oxidoreductase activity, acting on paired donors, with incorporation or reduction of molecular oxygen; heme binding; iron ion binding. The transcript is spliced from 4 exons. Lineage: Eukaryota; Fungi; Ascomycota; Eurotiomycetes; Chaetothyriales; Herpotrichiellaceae. The annotation marks the transcript as partial.
GUAUGCAUCCCCCUAUCGGCCUAAUCCUCGAACGUUACGUUCCCAAAGGUGGCAUUAUGAUGGGCAACCACUAUUUCCCGGAGGGCACGAUUGUCGGCAUCAACGCAUGGGUCACCGCCCGAGAUAGAAGAGUAUACGGUGAAGACUGCGACCAAUUUCGACCGGAGCGAUGGCUGGAAGCGCCAGAGGAACAGCUGACGGCGAUGGAAAGAGCUAACUUGGCGUUUGGACAUGGAAAGCGCGGCUGCUUGGGGAAGAACAUUGCUCUAUUGGAAAUUUCGAAAUUGGUGCCGCAGUUGCUGCGCCGUUACGAGUUCUCGUUGGCCCGGCCCGACCUGAAAUGGAAAGUUCGCGGCGGCUGGAUGGUGCGACAAGAGGGUGUGGUCGUAACCGUCAGCAAGCGGACGGGUAGCUUAAGCUCUUGACCGCUCUUUUUUCAAGUCGGCCGUUCGCAGGCCGAUUAUGAGGAAAAUAGGUAAGGAAAAGCGUUUGUCGUCGCGGAGAGCUUUGCACGUGGGGUCACCGGAGUUUGAUUUGACGCUGUGGUGGAUUGGAAAGCAGAAGCUUGCCACAGGCUCUUCAGACUGUCAGGACUUUAAACACACAGCACUAACUAUAUAAUAUCGUUGUCG